UUGUUAAUAAUUAUGAGUUGCAUUACACAUGCUCGUUACAAAUUACGAGUUCAAGAGGGACCAAAUUUACAAAAAACUGCAGCAAGAAUGUCAAAAAUAACAAUUUCAACUCAUAUCUUAGAUACCUCAAGGGGUUUAGCUGCUGAUAAUGUUCCUGUUACACUCUAUAAAUUACAAGAGACAACAAAUGAAUGGAGAAAAAUAAGUCAAUCUGCAACAAAUGAUGAUGGAAGAUGUCCAGAAUUAAUAAUUGCCGAAGAAUUUGAACCUGGUUAUUAUAAAUUAAAUUUUGACACAAGUGAUUAUUUUAAACGUUAUCAUACAAGAUAUUUAUAUCCAUUUGUUGAAAUAGUUUUUGAAUGUGGAUCAAAACAACAUUAUCAUAUUCCAUUAUUACUUAAUCCAUUUGGUUAUUCCACAUAUCGUGGAACAUAAUUAUUAUACUUUACAAUCUCAAAUUCUCAAUAUACUUAUAUGUAUGUAUGCAUAUAUGUGUGUGUAAAAAAUAUUAAAUAUAAAAUAAAAUUAAACAUUUUUGUUGCUAUUUUCUAA
Messenger RNA from Condylostylus longicornis, 552 nucleotides. RefSeq names its product 5-hydroxyisourate hydrolase. The record is from RefSeq and is a predicted model, not a curated record. The coding region runs from base 13 to 435 and encodes 140 amino acids. Gene Ontology annotation, molecular function: hydroxyisourate hydrolase activity. Lineage: Eukaryota; Metazoa; Arthropoda; Insecta; Diptera; Dolichopodidae. The transcript is spliced from 2 exons. Gene Ontology annotation, biological process: purine nucleobase metabolic process.